AUGGCUGGUUUGCUGAAGAACUUUGUCGGUGGCAUUAUCAAUGCUGCCUCGGCCAACAUCAACCCAUACAAGGUUCAAGCCAGCAAUGCUGAUACAUACAGGAGUGCGCGUCACUGUACCAUCAUUGGUAUAUUUGGUAUAUCUACAGGCUUAGGAAAAGGUGGAGGGGUUGGAUAUAGAUGGGAUGGACUUCAAGUGAUAAAUCGUGAGGAAUGGCUGUUCCUGUACAAGCGGCCAGGAUGCUUUCUGAGAGUGUGUCCUGAUGAUGACAGUCACGAGCAAGUGCUACAGUUCAACAUCCUGGCCCCGAAGAUGGUGUGCCUUGUUAGCAGCAGCAGCAGCCUGAACCAGGAGGACGUGUUGCAGCGGGUGAGCGACUGCAUCCGCGAACACCCCACCUGGACCGCGUGCCACAUCGCCGCCUACACCGGCCUCUACGAGUGCUUCAGACAUGAAAUUAUCAGAAGUGCGAUCAACACGGUGUGUAGUGCAACAGGAUUGUCUCCCCUGAUGACCAGCGUGCAGGGCAAGCAGAUGCAGUGUUUACAGGAGCUGCUGAUGUUGGGAGCCAGGAUCGAUGUCAGCGACAAGUAUGGCCUCACCGUGUACCACCACGCUGUCCUCAACUUCCCAUCAUGCCUCUCAAUGGUGGCCAGUCAUGACAAGGAGGGAGUCGUGAACUGGCUAGACGGCCGAGGAGAGACGCCAUUGUUGAUGGCAUGUAAGAAGAAACUACCAGAGGCGACAGAGAUGUUGCUGCACGUCGGUGCUGACCCCAAGAUAUCGGCCACUUCCUGUUUGCCUGUGCACGCAGCUGUUGAUGCUGGUGAUGUCAGGUCACUGGAGCUGAUCUGUCGGUCCCAUCCUGACCAGCUGGGCCCCCGGGAUCACAAGUAUGGGGGUACCCCACUACACUGGGCAAAGUCAAAGGAGGUGAUAGAGUUCCUGGCGCAUGCUGGAUGUGACAUGAACUCCAUGAGCAACACGCAGGAUAGUGCGCUACACGUGAUGAUCUUCACCCAGCGUCUGGACUGUCUCAUGACAAUGUUGUGCUACGGCGCAGACUGCAACAUGGCCGACAAGAAUGCAGAGACGCCUCUACACUGGGCAGUGCAGCAAGAUGAUAUUGAGUUUGUUCGGACGUUCGUUGUGUUUGGAGCCAGUGUUAACUUGAGGAACAAGAACCGGCACACAGCUCGACAUCUGGCAGCCGUGUCUAAAGGAAAGAAUAAGGAUCUCAUCCUGUACUUCCUGCAUGUGUCGGGGGGCAAGCGUUGUGGCGUGGACGUCAAGGGCUGUCUUGCUGGCUGUGUACCCGAGGGCACCCACAAUGGCAUCCCCGACCCGGUCAUGAGGGGUCUUCUGAGAGUGGAUAGCGUAGCUCUGUUUGAUGAGAUGUUGUCUCGCACAUCGCGCGGGUCGGUGUUAGACAUGGUGGAUGCUCCUUCCCAUAUCGGAGAUCGGGUGUUGUGUCUGGAUGGGGGAGGUAUCCGUGGCUUGGUGCUCAUACAAAUGCUGAUGGAGAUCGAGGCUGCCUCAGGACGACCAAUCAAAGACUGCUUUGACUGGAUUGGUGGGACCAGCACUGGUGGUAUUCUUGCUCUCGGCAUUGCCAGGGGGUUUUCCCUCCAGUAUCUGAAAGGUGUGUAUUUCCGCUUGAAAGAUGAAGUUUUUAAGGGCAGACGACCUUACUCAUCAGAGCCGUUUGAGGCCAUGUUGAAGAGAGAGUUUGGCGAGACACCUGUGAUGACUGACAUAGUACAUCCAAAAGUGCUGGUGACGGCUGUCCUGGCAGACCGCAACCCUGCAGAGCUGCACAUGUUCCGCACCUACAGGAAGUUCCUGAAGACCCCCCACAGAGACGACAAGGACGUGAAACUGGUGGAGGUUCAAGAACCUGAGAAACAGCCAAUAUGGCUGGCAGCACUAGUGGGAGCAGCACCCACCUACUUCAGGGCGUACGGCAAGUUCCUGGACGGCGGGCUCAUUUCCAACAACCCCACCCUAGACAUACUGACAGAGAUCCAUGAAUACAACCUGGGACUUAAACAAAAUAAUGAAGGUCACAAAGUGCGGCCACUGGGAUGCGUGGUGUCACUGGGUACAGGGCGGGUCCCGCAGAAUGUGGUACAGAAUGUUGACGUCUUCAGACCCGAAGGACUGUUUGAUGCUGCAAAAGCUGUUAUGGGUGUCUCUUCGCUUGGUAAUCUCGUAAUUGACCAGGCUACUGUAUCGGAGGGGAGACCUGUGGACCGAGCCCGUGCAUGGUGCAGCAUGAUCAACGUCCCUUUCUACCGCUACAGCCCACAACUCUCGGAAAAUGUAGCUCUUGAUUGCCAUGACAACUCCAAACUAAUCAACAUGAUGUGGGAAUCUCACUGUUACAUGGUUGCCAACCGACACAGGAUUGAAGAACUCGCCACCAUGCUUAAUGUGUAAACUGAUAUGUGCUUAAACACUUUGAAAUACUGCUACUAUUCUGAAUAUGAAUUCCAUUUAAACUGUCAGACACUGAAAACUCUUGGUGUGUCACGUUGUGUUUAGGUAUACACACCUAAGGAGAUAUUUUGGAGGAUUGGGAUACAUUGUUUAGGACCUGUUUAUCCUAAUCCACAGAUUUCAAAGAUAUGCUGUAUGACCUAAUGUGAUGCAUGUCAUCGUAUCCCAGUUGGGUAGAUUGAUGCUCAUGCUGUUGAUAACUGGAUUGUCUGGUCCAGACACGAUUAUAUACAGACCGCCGCCAUAUAGCUGGAAUAUUGCUGAGUGCAGUGUUUCACACCAAAUCAACCUAAUGUGAUCCUUAUGGAAAAAACAACAUUGAUAAAUGUUCUUGGUUUUCGCUAUUGUGAACAUUAGUAGGUACCAUUUUAUAAACAUUUAAUGUGUAAGAUGUGUCAAAAAUGUUUCUAUGGUUACCAGUAUAAAGCAUGACCCACCCAACCUCAGUCCAUCUGUGCCAACUGUACCAGAUAAUCGGAUGUUGUAAAUUUUCUAUUUCCAAUUAUGGAAUAUACAUUAUUCGUUGUUUGUGUUUUUCUACUUGUGUAAUUUUCUGGUUCUAACAGGUUAUAUUGCUGACAGCAAUGGACCUAUGAAAUACUAAAAGGUUGAAAUGUUACAGGGGAAUUUGUGAACGCGUC
Haliotis rubra (blacklip abalone) is the source of this 3140-nucleotide messenger RNA. Its product is annotated as 85/88 kDa calcium-independent phospholipase A2-like. NCBI's taxonomy places the organism in Eukaryota, Metazoa, Mollusca, Gastropoda, Lepetellida, Haliotidae. Gene Ontology annotation, cellular component: mitochondrion. The record is from RefSeq and is a predicted model, not a curated record. Gene Ontology annotation, molecular function: protein binding. Gene Ontology annotation, biological process: lipid metabolic process; positive regulation of ceramide biosynthetic process.